UUUGCACCAUUACAUGUUGCUCACGUUCCUUCUACUUAUUGCCAUAAGACAGAGUAAAUGAGGUCUACCCCGUUCGGCUCUUACGUAGCCGCCCCCACCACCAGAGCCGUAAAUUGCUUGCGAUUCGUUGGGUUUAGUGGCGUGUGCGAUAUGUCACCAAAUCUACAGCUUGUGAUAGACACAGAUGUAGGUCUAGAUGAUGCACUUGCUCUUAUGCUGUGCUUAGCAUCAGAGGCUUGGAAUGAAGCUAAAAUUCAUGGUGUAACAUGUGUACAUGGAAACACAUGCCUUGAAAAUGUGUGUAGCAACACACUGAAGGUGCUACAUGCUGCAGGCCGCUUAGAUAUUCCAGUUUUUCGGGGGGCAAGUGAAUCUUUGGUGGAGAGUCCAGAAAGUAGAGCAGAAUUCUAUCAUGGCUGUGAUGGCUUUGGAGAUUUUCAAUAUCCUGAUGCCCCAGAUCCUGAUCAUCACAUACAGAAAGAUCAUGCUGUUAGUUUCCUGACCAAAAUUACCUCAGAAAGACCAAAUGAAAUCAGUCUUCUUUGUCUUGGACCUCUUACAAACAUAGCUCUUGCAAUCCAUAUGGAUCCACACUUUUGUACCAAUGUUAAGGAAAUGGUAAUCAUGGGUGGCAACAUUGCUGGAGUUGGGAAUAUCACAGCUGCAGCUGAAUUCAACUUCCACUGUGAUCCUGAGGCAGCACAUGUUGUUCUUAAGAGUAUGAAGUGCCCCAUAACAAUUUUUCCAUGGGAAACAGCACUCACAAGGACUAAUAUUUCAUAUACAUGGCGCAAUGAUGUUUUGGGAAAAAUUCAGAGCCCUCAGAUGCAGCUUUUGAAUCAGGCAGAAGCAAAAGUAAUAGCCAGAUACUACAAGGAUGGUUGGGUGCAGUGUGAUCCGGCUGCUGCUGCUAUCCUCAUGAGGCCUUCCAUUGCCUCAUCAAAAGUAAUGCAUUAUGUGAUGGUAGAGUUACACGGACGGCAUACAAGAGGAGCAAUGGUUCUCGAUCAUAUCAAUUCACAAGGGAAAAAGCAUAAUGUGACUAUUAUAGAAAGCAUUGAUCUAAAUCUGUACAAGGAGCUACUUCUGACUGCUGCAAAAACUAACUUGAGCAGAAGUAAAAUACAAAAAGGACAGGGAGAAGAAACAUGAUUUUAUUUGUUACUUUUGUGUGAGUUAAUAUCAUACAAAAAAUGUUAUGUAUCAGAAUUAAAUUUGUAAUUUUGAAUUUCAUAAAAGUAGCUUAGCAUGUUUUCAUAUAUUGUCCAUUAAGAUUUAUUUUCAAAACUUCAGCUUAUUAAUUUCUUAUUAAUUUCCCGUGAUGUUAACUGAAUGUCUGUCUUAAUCCUAUUACUCCUGCUAUUUCAUUUAUAAAAAAAAGGUUCAUUGUGUCAUGCUAUCAUCACUAGAUGAUAAAUUUAAUUCUGCAGACUGAAUCAGUAUAAUACUGA
Messenger RNA from Schistocerca nitens (vagrant locust), 1451 nucleotides. RefSeq lists its product as uncharacterized. Lineage: Eukaryota; Metazoa; Arthropoda; Insecta; Orthoptera; Acrididae. Gene Ontology annotation, molecular function: hydrolase activity, hydrolyzing N-glycosyl compounds. The record is from RefSeq and is a predicted model, not a curated record. The transcript has 7 exons. The coding region runs from base 58 to 1152 and encodes 364 amino acids.